Molecule: messenger RNA, 3050 nt
Organism: Polypterus senegalus (gray bichir)
Lineage: Eukaryota; Metazoa; Chordata; Cladistia; Polypteriformes; Polypteridae
Gene: adck2
Product: aarF domain containing kinase 2
Exons: 8
Coding region: 1011-2828 (605 amino acids)
Biological process (GO): protein phosphorylation
Cellular component (GO): mitochondrion
Molecular function (GO): ATP binding; protein kinase activity
Source: RefSeq, a predicted model, not a curated record
CAGCGGCAAGUGUUACUUAUCAAUCAAGUUCUAGGGCAACAACAAGCUUUUUGAAGACAAACGUUCCAUGCAAGGCUACAGCGACCAAUCCACAGAACAUUUCUUUUAUGUUUUUCCCUUUGGGGUAACGUUAUAACGCGGGAGGAUUCGGAAAAAGAGUGCAUUCUCAUUUGUUAACAAUUUCAACUGGAAACAGCGUUUCUGAGACGUCGUGAUUGCAGAACCGGCCGCAUCUCCAAGGGAUUCGAAGUAAUAUAUUGGCUUAGACGUUAAAAGGCGUUGCUUUUGAAGUUGGUAUAUGCUUAUACCCUUGGAAGGCUGAAUAAAUUAACGCCUCCAAGGUAACGAUCGUACCUGGUGAGGCAUUACGCGGAAUUUUCUCUAGUACCCAAGUUAGUCUUAAGGUGCGCUGUAAGGUUUAACUGUACACCGAACAAUUGAAUGUAUCGUCAUUUAGAAUCGGCUUCUAGUACUUUAGUUCCGCUUUAUUGUGGCACAUUACAGUAAUAUACAGUGCUCAGCAGGUCAGCAAAUUCCCAUAGAGGAUGUUGAUCAGAUCAUUUUCAUUUUUGUGUAAAUAGUUUUAACAGAAUUUAAAAAAUAGACUAAUACUACAAACUGACACUAUUUUAAAUUAUAUAAACAAAACAAAACCAUUCAAUGAGUGAUUUAGUUUGCGUUAUAUGAAUGUGUCGAUGAUAUAUAGUUGAAAUAUUUUUAGUGAAACGUUUUGAUACUGUGCAUUAAAUGUAUCUUUAUUUUUCAACAUUUUAUGACAAGGAUUAUUUAUAACUUUUAUCUGUAAUGAGCAUGCUUAGAGUAACAUCAUAAGUUAAACAUGUUGAGAUCCUAGUUUAUCUUACAGUUUUUAGCUAAAUCACAUUGGCUUUUAAUACAAAAUGUUUUCAAAAAGCAGAAUAUUUCUUUAGCUUGUGCUUAGAUGUGUGGUGUUGUCACAUUUAUAUUGAUAUUUGAAGGUUGUAACAUAAGUCCAAAAUCAAAUUAGGAAAAUGUCCUUUUUAGCUGCCCGGAGUUUCCUGCUCACAGUGAAACUAUUUGUCAGGAAAAAUACUAGCUUUCCAUAUGCAUCUUUUCAGCUACGAAACAUUCAGAAGUUCCUUAGGACACAUAAAGGCUCAUCAUUAACUAUUGUGUCUAAACUCACAUUGGUGUGCUGGAGUGUAAGUAAGCUAGCAUUGUCAUCUAUUCAUUGCCAGGAAGCUGUCAAAAACUCUGAUUUUAAACUUUGCAGAGAGGUUUCUCAAAAUAAGUCAGUCUUCAGUGUGCAAGUACACAAACUACGUUUUUUUCUUCACUUGGGUGUACGGUCCUUUUUCCUGUGUCUAAAAUUCACCCCACUCAUUUUAUUAUACCCCUUCACUCUGUUAUCAUCUAAAAUCUCCUCUCUCUGGCUUGACCUUCUUUUGUGGACGAUGGAGUCAUGUGGACCCACAUUUGUUAAGUUGGCCCAGUGGGCGAGCACACGGCCUGACCUGUUUUCAAGGGAAUUUUGUAGCAAGUUUUCUCGUUUGCAUGUGCAUGUUAAGCCACAUUCCUGGGUUUACACCACACUCUGUUUAAAGAAAGCCUUUGGAGAUGAAUGGGAUAAAGUCUUCAACUUUGAAAGCAAGCAACCUGUGGGCUCAGGCUGUGUGGCACAAGUUUAUAAGGCUCAUGCCCAUGUGGAUUAUAUCAAAGAUCCCGAAUUCCAUCAUUUGGUGAACAGUUUAGAAAAAGAGGACCUGUAUGAAGCCUGGGAGAUUCCUGGUCUUCACGGUAUUCUCAAUCUAUUUAAAGGGAAGAGCGACAGCAAUCAAAGCCAUAGAGGUGAAUUGCAGCUUCCAGAUUUGUCUUCAAAUAAACACCUUAUUCCAGUAGCUGUUAAGGUCCUCCACCCAGGGAUUACACAUCAAGUUCAGGUUGAUCUUUUGCUUAUGAAGGCUGGAAGCUGGUUGGUCAGCUGUCUGCCAGGUCUGAAAUGGCUUAGUUUGCCUGAAGUAGUGGUUGAGUUUGAAAAGCUCAUGGUUAGGCAGAUUGAUUUAAGAUAUGAAGCGAGAAACAUGGAAAGAUUUAGUGAAAACUUCAACAACGUCGAGUUUGUGAAGUUUCCUACACCUCUUCGACCAUUUGUAACAAAGAACAUUUUGGUGGAAACGUUUGAGGAAAGUGAGCCCAUAUUCAAAUAUCUGUCUCAUGAUACACCGACAGAGCUGAAGCAGAAGAUUGCAAGGAUGGGUGUAAACACACUUCUAAAGAUGAUUUUUGUUGAUAAUUUUGUACAUGGAGACCUUCACCCAGGAAAUAUUUUGGUGCAAUGGGGUAAACAAAAUACACCACAUGGAACAAUGACUCUGCUUGAUAUGUGUGAUACUCUGAUUGUUAACAUGCGACCAUCCCCUGCAGAAGUGCAUCUUGUCCUGCUAGAUGCUGGAAUUGUGUCAGAGCUCAGUGGAACAGACCUUAAAAAUCUUCAUGCUGUUUUCUCUGCCGUUGUCCUCGGUCAGGGUGCUAAAGUUGCAGAACUAAUUCUUCAUCAUGCCCGUGCUUCAGAGUGCAGUAGUGUUGAAAAAUUUAAGCUGGAAAUGGCAGAGUUGGUGAAUGAAGCAAGAAAAAACACUAUAACUCUGGAAAAGCUUCAUGUUGCUGAUUUGCUGUCUCGAGUCUUCAGACUUCUCAUCACUCACAAGGUUAAAUUGGAGAGUAAUUUUGCUUCGAUUGUUUUUGCCAUCAUGGUUUUGGAAGGAGUUGGGAGGUCCCUGGAUCCUAACCUGGAUAUCCUGGAAAUGGCAAAGCCAUUUCUCCUUAAGAACUGUGCAUCUCUUGUGUGACCGUCACUUCUACCCUCCAUGGCAAGAAAGCAAUCCAGUUUGAACCUUUCAAGCAGAAUGUAAAUGUAAUAAUACAGAUAGAUUUUUACAUGUUUGGUGAGUGACUGUUUCCAACUAAGGCCUACCAAUAGUAUUGAAGUAAAUGUUAAAAAUUUUUUUUUUUUUCUUAAGUCUUUUAAAACAAAGUUUACAAAAAUAUAUAUCUAUAAACACAUAUACAGU